AUGUCACUCAUGGGUGCUAUGCUGCACGGCCAGAGCCAUAUCUUCUCAUGCUCCAUCACCAGCUGCUUCACACUUCACACACUGAUUUCACCUGACAGCACCUCCCUGCUGAUCUCAAAGAGGUUGUGAACGACAGUCAAAGAUAUUGAGAUUCAAAAAUGUAUCCCUUUGUGUGCUUCAUUCUGCUUGUGAGUCUCGAAGGAAUAAAAACUGAUCACAACAAAACAAAUGAUGUGACAACAAUGUCCAACAAGAAUGAAGAAACUGAUGCAAACAACAGUGUAGAAACACCUGUGACGAUGUACAUCAACAGUAAUGAAACGCCUACAACAGUGCACACCAGCAGUACGGGAACGUGCAACACCAACAGCUAUUGCCAGACAAACGCUAACUGCAUUAAAGCAUCAGACUGCCUAAUCAAUCUCGUGAACAUGAAAGAAAAUUUGCUAUUUUUCAUAAUCGCAUUUCUCUUGCUUGUCUGCAUUUUGUUGCUGCUGAUUAUCAUGUGCCUGGCCUGCAAACGCUGCAGAGGUGUCAGGAACGACAAGAUGGUCAUAAUGAAAUCGUCUAGGAGGAGCAGUGUAAACGGUGGGCCUUCUGAAGUUGAAGUCAGAUAUUCCUCUGUGAAAGUGGAGAUUGAGACAACCCCAGAUGAGGAACAGGAGAGAACCCCAGAAGAGGAGGUGGGCGGAGCAGCUGCUGAAGUCAGAAACCAGGUCAAAGAGAACCAAAAUUCAGCCAGUGACACCACUGAGACCAGUGAGACCGCGCCCACCCAAGAAGUCGAUCAGUCCGGCCAAACAGAUCUGAAGAUUGAAGAUUUGGAAAAGGCAGAAUAGAAAUCCUCCUGGCAUCACCAAAACAACCCACACAACUCCAACUGCCGGUGGAACUGAAUUCAGAGCCAUAUCCGGUGUAUUCGUGUCUCUCGUUUCGCUUCUGUUUCUGGGCAACCAAUUUAUAAGAACUUUGUGCUGAAUUUAGUGAAGACUUUAAGGAUAACGUAUUGCUAAUGUAAAUGACUUAAUACCACUGAAGCAGUUAUAUAAUAUAAAAAAAUGUAAUAAAGAAUUGUAAUGAAUAGUUAAUAUUUUUUUGGUAAGAAAUAACAUAAUUGAAUAAAUCAUGUCUUGUCUCUUUUUUCAAUCUGGUUCUGUAAUCAGGGCAAGCAGGAUGAUGUCUAUAAUAAGGCAACUUUAAACAUUAAAAGGUGCAAAUCUGGAUUAUAGGUGGCUAGAUUUGUUGUAUAUUAUAUUUGUUUGGAUUUGUUGAGUGUCGGGAGUUAGUGUCAGAAACAGGCACACUCGUUCAGAAGGCUUUUCCGCAGCUUCUCCUGUCCAGUUAUUUUCAGUUUUCUUGCUACUUUUCAAGAUCUUUGACUGUAUUGAAAAGAGUUAUCCUGUUUGAUGUUAGCAAUGCUAAUAAGGUAAAAAAAUAAAAUAAAAUAAAGAGA
Molecule: messenger RNA, 1453 nt
Organism: Hemibagrus wyckioides
Lineage: Eukaryota; Metazoa; Chordata; Actinopteri; Siluriformes; Bagridae
Exons: 2
Coding region: 159-839 (226 amino acids)
Source: RefSeq, a predicted model, not a curated record